CUGUCUUUCCAUCACUUUAAAAGAACACAGAAAGAAAGAGAGGGACAGAAAGAGCAACAGAGACCAGAGCAACAACCCCCCCUCAAGAAAGGACACACAGGAUAUACAUACAUUUAUGAAAGACACCCUACUCUUCUCCAUUCUCCUUUUCAAGGAGGGCAUUUUUCUUCCCUUUCCCCCCCUUUCCUUUUCUACCCCGAUUUUUUCCUCUGAGAUCCCGGUUUUGUCAAUUUGCGGCUCCUGAACUUCUCUGGGAUUUCAGGUGAGGCGCGCGUGUGUAGUGUGUGGUGCUUCUUCAGAACAAUUUUUUAAUUACCUAUCAUGGCUCACGCGGCCUCCCAGCUGAAGAAGAAUCGGGGGGAAGUGGAUGUGAAUGCGAUAGAGGACGAGAAGGAGAAGCGGAGGAAGAGCAGGAGAACAGCGUCCCGGGAACAAAAGAGAAAGUCUGACAGUAAUGCCAGUUACUUGCGAGCUGCUCGGGCAGGGAACCUUGAGAAGGUCCUUGACUACCUCAAGUCUGGGGUGGAAAUAAACAUUUGCAAUCAGAAUGGUCUGAACGCUCUUCACCUAGCCUCCAAGGAGGGGCACGUAGAGGUUGUCGCCGAGCUGCUGAAGCUUGGAGCCGCUGUGGAUGCAGCCACAAAGAAAGGAAACACUGCUCUGCACAUAGCCUCGCUGGCUGGCCAAACGGAAGUCGUCAAAGAGCUGGUCACUAAUGGAGCCAAUGUCAAUGCACAGUCUCAGAAUGGCUUCACUCCUCUGUACAUGGCAGCUCAGGAGAAUCACCUGGAGGUGGUGCGGUUCCUUCUGGAGAACAGCGCCAGCCAGAGUAUGGCCACUGAGGACGGCUUCACCCCUCUCGCCGUCGCUCUCCAGCAGGGCCAUGACCAGGUGGUGUCCCUGCUCCUGGAGAACGAUACAAAGGGCAAGGUGCGCCUGCCUGCCCUGCACAUCGCCGCCCGCAAGGAUGACACCAAGGCCGCGGCCCUGCUCCUGCAGAACGACCACAACGCGGACGUAGAGUCGAAGAGCGGUUUCACCCCCCUCCACAUCGCGGCUCACUAUGGCAACAUCAAUGUGGCCACGUUAUUGCUGAACCGAGGAGCUGCAGUGGACUUCAUGGCUCGGAAUGACAUCACACCACUUCAUGUGGCAUCGAAAAGGGGCAACAGCAACAUGGUCAAGCUGCUUCUGGACAGAGGGUCCAAAAUUGAUGCAAAGACCAAGGAUGGCCUGACACCUCUUCACUGUGGGGCGAGGAGCGGACACGAGCAGGUGGUAGAAAUUCUACUCGACCGAGGAGCACCUAUCCUAUCCAAGACCAAGAAUGGUCUGUCACCGCUCCACAUGGCCACUCAGGGCGACCACCUGAACUGUGUCCAGCUGCUACUCCAGCACGACGUCCCGGUGGACGACGUCACCAACGACUACCUUACGGCACUGCACGUUGCUGCCCACUGUGGUCACUACAAGGUGGCAAAGCUCAUUGUGGACAAGAAGGCCAACCCAAAUGCCAAGGCCUUGAAUGGUUUCACUCCACUUCACAUCGCCUGUAAGAAGAACCGAGUCAAAGUGAUGGAGUUGUUGCUCAAACAUGGAGCAUCUAUCCAGGCUGUUACUGAGUCUGGUCUCACACCCAUCCAUGUGGCUGCCUUCAUGGGCCAUGAGAACAUUGUUCAUGCACUGACGCACCACGGAGCAUCACCCAACACCACAAACGUGCGAGGAGAGACAGCUCUCCACAUGGCAGCCAGGGCAGGGCAAGCAGACGUCGUCCAGUACCUGCUUAAGAACGGAGCAAAGGUGGAAACCAAGUCCAAGGAUGAUCAGACAGCGCUGCACAUCUCAAGUCGACUGGGGAAAGUCGAGAUCGUCCAGCAGCUGCUGCAGUGCGGCGCCUCUGCCAACGCUGCCACCACCUCAGGCUACACCCCACUUCACCUGGCUGCCCGCGAAGGACACCACGAUGUUGCUGCCAUGCUGCUCGAUAACGGAGCCUCACUCGCUGCCUCAACAAAGAAAGGGUUCAGUCCACUGCAUGUGGCAGCAAAGUACGGCAAGAUGGAGGUGGCCAGUCUGCUCCUGCAGAAGAGAGCUGCUCCUGAUGCUGCUGGAAAGAGUGGACUAACACCACUGCACGUAGCCGCUCACUACGAUAAUCAGAGAGUGGCACUGCUGCUGUUGGAUCAGGGAGCUUCACCGCACGCUGCUGCUAAGAAUGGCUACACUCCGCUCCACAUCGCUGCCAAAAAGAACCAAAUGGACAUCGGGACCACGUUGCUGGAGUACGGAGCGGACACCAACGCAGUGACGCGGCAGGGCAUCAGCCCCAUUCACCUGGCAGCGCAGGAGGGCAGCGUGGACCUGGUGUCACUGCUGUUGACCAAGAAUGCCAACGUCAAUGUGUGCAAUAAGAGCGGACUAACACCACUUCACUUAGCAGCUCAGGAGGACAAGGUCAAUGUCGCCGAAGUCCUUCUCAACCACGGGGCCGAUGUCAACCUACAAACAAAGAUGGGUUACACUCCACUGCACGUGGCCUGUCACUAUGGCAACACUAAGAUGGCCCACUUCCUGCUGCAGAACCAAGCCAGAAUCAAUGCCAAAACCAAGAACGGGUACAGUCCUCUUCACCAGGCUGCUCAGCAAGGCCACACCCACAUCAUCAACCUGCUGCUUCAGCACGGGGCCUCGGCCAACGAUCUCACCGUGAACGGGAACACUGCCCUUUCCAUCGCCCACCGUCUCGGCUACAUCUCCGUGGUGGACACACUGAGGCCCAUGACAGAUGAAAACCUGACGACCAUGAGUGCAUCAGAAAAACACAAAAUCAAUGUUCCAGAGACCAUGAACGAGUUCCUCGACGUGUCCGACGACGAAGUCCGGGCCAAUGUGCCAGAAAUUCUCAGUGAGGAGUCUUAUUCAGAUGUUGAUGAAGGUGAGGAUGCGAUGACCGGUGACACGGACAAAUACCUGCGGCCCCAGGACCUCAAGGAGCUGGGGGACGACUCCCUCCCUCAGGAGGGUUACAUGGGUUUCAGCAUAGGAGCUCGCUCAGCUAGCCCUAGACUCAGCCUCCGCUCCUUCAGUUCGGAUAGGUCCAACACACUCAACCGGAGCUCAUUUGCACGAGACAGCAUGAUGAUUGAAGAGAUUCUGGCCCCCACAAAGGACACGCUUCAGAGUGUCUGUAAAGACAUUUCCUACUUGGUUGACCCACUCAAUAAGCAUCUGGCAGUGACGAGAGACAUCAGCACAGAGUGCAUGCGGCGUUACAGCUGGACUCCAGACACUAUGGACCACAGCCACAACACCGUGUCCAGCCCCAUUCACUCUGGCUUGUCCUCCCCACUCCCACAGUAUGACUCCAGGUUCUUGGUCAGCUUCAUGGUGGAUGCCCGCGGGGGCUCCAUGAGAGGAAGCCGCCACAAUGGCAUGCGCAUCAUCAUCCCUCCCAGGAAGUGCACAGCGCCUACACGCAUCACCUGCCGCUUAGCCAAAAGGCACAAGCUGGCCUACCCUCCGCCCAUGGUGGAGGGAGAGGGGCUGGUCAGCCGGCUGGUGGAGGUCGGACCGGCUGGGGCUCAGUUUCUCGGUCCGGUGAUUGUAGAAAUCCCUCAUUUUGGUUCCAUGCGGGGAAAAGAGAGGGAGCUGAUUGUGUUGAGAAGUGACAAUGGCGACACGUGGAAGGAGCACCAGUCCGACGCCAGAACAGAAGACCUUGUUGACCUGUUGACUGGAAUGGAUGAAGAGCUGGACAGCCCCAUUGAGUUGGAGAAGAAGCGCAUUUGCCGCAUUGUCACCAGAGACUUCCCUCAGUAUUUUGCCGUGGUUUCACGGAUAAAGCAGGAGUCAAACCACAUGGGUCCUGACGGAGGCGUUCUGUCCAGCAGCACUGUGCCCAUGGUGCAGGCAUCAUUCCCACAGGGGGCGCUCACCAAGAAGAUCCGUGUUGGCCUGCAGGCCCAGCCUGUACCAGAUGACAUGGCGAGGGCUAUUCUUGGAAACAGAGCCACCUUCAGUCCCAUCGUCACCGUGGAGCCCAGGAGAAGAAAGUUCCACAAGCCGAUCACAAUGACGAUCCCUGUCCCACCCAGGUCGGCAGAAGGUCACCCCAGCGGCCGCAGAGGAGACGCUGCGCCCUGCCUACGUCUGCUGUGCAGCAUCACAGGAGGGACGUCCCCUGCCCAGUGGGAGGACAUCACAGGGACCACACCACUGUCCUUCGUCACUGAUUGUGUCUCCUUCACCACAAAUGUGUCGGCCAGGUUCUGGCUCGCAGACUGUCACCAGAUUCCUGAGACGGUAAGUCUAGCGUCUCAGUUAUACCGGGAGCUGAUCUGCGUGCCGUAUCUGGCCAAGUUUGUGGUGUUCGCCAAGAUGAACGACAUUAUUGAGGCUCGGCUGCGUUGCUUCUGCAUGACGGACGAUAAAGUGGACAAGACCCUGGAGCAGCAGGAGAACUUUGAAGAAGUGGCCCGGAGCAAAGACAUCGAGGUUCUUGAAGGCAAGCCUAUCCACGUGGAUUGCUACGGCAACCUCUCCCCUCUGGUCAAGAGCGGCCAGCAGUUGGUUUUUAACUUCUACUCCUUCAAGGAAAACAGACUUCCAUUCAAUGUGAAGAUUAGAGAUAUGGGCCAGGAGCCAUGCGGACGCCUCUCCUUCUUGAGAGAGCCAAAAUCCUCUAAAGGCCUUCCGCAGACUGCCAUAUGCAAUUUGAAUAUCACACUGCCAACCCACCGGAAGGAUAUGGAGUCUGAUCCUGAUGAUGAGACUGAAAAGCCAGAACGACGUCAUACCUUUGCCUCCUUAGCUUUGCGUAAGCGCUACAGCUAUUUGACCGACCCAGCAGCGAAAACAACUGAUCGAAGCUCGACGAGAACACAGCCUUCUAGCUACCCUCACAAACCUGUCUUUUCAACGAGAUCUUAUCAGGCGUGGUCGCCUGUUCCUGUCCCCGUCCCUGGCCAAGCCAAAUCUGGGUUUGGCUCCCUCUCCAGUUCAUCAUCCAACACACCCUCUGCCUCUCCAUUAAAGUCUGUGUGGUCCAUCAACUCUGCCUCCCCCAUCAAGACCAAUAUCCCUGGUUCACCUGCCUCGUCUGUUAAGUCAGUUAGUGACAUGGCGUCCCCCAUACGAUCUUACAGAACCAUCUCCUCUCCUAUAAAAACUGUGGUCCAACAAUCCCAAUACCCAAGCCAGAUUUCCCAGAGUCCCCUGGCCUCACCAGGGAAAAGUUCCCCAGAUCCUCUGUCUAUGAAAGGGCUGGCAACAUUGUCUGCUAGGACCUCCCCUAUAACUGUCUCUGGAGGAAGUGCUCUUCUUGAAAGAACAUCCAUAGGCAUGACCCCACCAACCUCCCCCAAAUCUUCACUGAGCAUGUUUAGUUCACCCCUACCAUACAAGACUGUUAUGGGGGGCUCCGGUGGCACAUCAGCAUCGUCCUCACCAAUAAAAACAGUCCCCGGUCUCUCAUCUAUGCGUUCCUUUGCUUCCGAUGUCACUGGCCCUGCAAGGAACCUGUUCUCAUCUCUUUCAUCACCACUCAAAUCCAACAACUCUCCUCCAAGUGCUGCAUCUCUAAUCAAUGGAACUGUGUCAUCUACACAUUACCGCUCUUCAUCCCCAACACAUCUCCAUAGUAGCCUGCAAGAGAGAAUACAGGCAACCACCAAUGCUGCAACUACAAAUGUCAAUGCAGCCUUUGAUGAGGUUGAGAAAACACUAAAUUCUUGUUCUGCAGGCUACGGCACUUUGAAGUCCAUGUCCUCUUCUGCUUCCUCCUCUUUUCAGUCGAUGAGGUCUUCAGCUUCUAAUUCCCUUUAUGCCACACUAAGAUCCCCUCCUAAUGUCACCACAGCUGUUACAUCCAGUACAGUGACUGUUCCAGUGUAUUCUGUCAUUAAUGUGAUGCCAGAGCCUCAGUUUAAAAAGUUACCUGAGGUGUCCAAGUCAGCUGCUGCCCUCCUGUCCCCACGGAAGACCAUGCCUACUGAGGUGAAUGCUCAGUUGCAGUCAUCCUUUGCCAGAACUCUCUCCCCCAUCAAAGCCUCUCUUUUUUCUGCUGGCUUGAAAUCAAACACCACAUCACCACUGUCAUCCAGCCAGGAGAUUUUGAAGGAUGUAGCUGAAAUGAAAGAAGACUUGAUACGGAUGUCAGCCAUUUUGCAGACAGACCCAAACUCCACAGCCAACAAAGGAUUUCAAUCUGAUUCUCCCAAGGAGGUUAAGAUGGUUGAGGAUGAGGAGCCGUAUAGGAUUGUGGAAAAAGUAAAACAAGAUUUAGUAAAAGUCAGUGAAAUCCUUACCAAAGAUGCUGCGAAAGAUGGUAGGGUCUCCCUCUCAAGGGGCUCUUUGGAUGACAUUCAUUUUUCAAAAGUACAGGUUGAACAACCACCAAGCAACUGGAGCUAUCCACCAAGAUAUGAGACUGUGGUUCCUCAGGCCAAAUCAAAAACAAUACCAGAUAGGGAUUUCAAUCUGUCCAAAGUGGUAGACUACCUAGCUAAUGAUGUUGGUAAUAGUUCUUUCUCCAAAAUGCAUGACACAAAGCAUAAAGCAGAUGAAGGCAAGAGAGAAGGAGAGGGCAAGGAGAAGCAGAAACGUAUCCUAAAACCCACCAUAGCAGUUCAGGAGCAUAAGCUCAAAAUGCCUCCAACAAACAUGCGCUCUUCCCCUUCAGACAAAGAAAUCAGUAAAGUAGCAGAUGCCCUUUUUGGAGCAGACACUGUGCUAGAAUCCCCUGAUGAUAUCUCACAUGAGCAGGAUAAAAGCCCCCUCUCAGACAGUGGUUUUGAGACCAGGAGUGAAAGGACACCCUCUGCCCCUCAAAGUGCAGAAGGCAUGGGCCCCAAGGCCCUUUUUCAGGAUAUCCCAGUUCCGCCAGUUAUCACUGAGACUAGAACUGAGGUUGUUCAUGUCAUCAGAAGCUAUGAGUCCCCAGAGGACAACAAACAAUCUCUAAUGGAGGAAACACAUCCUAUCAGAUAUACUGAUUCAGAUUCUAAAGGGCAUCUAAAUCAAGCCACACCAACUCCAGAACAGAAUAAAUGCUAUUCAGUAAAGGUCAUCCCUGAUGAGGAUCCAAUGGGAAAAGGGAUGAGGGUAAAGGAGGAGACUCACAUCACUACCACCACCAGGAUGGUGUACCACAAACCUGGCAAAGACACACCCUCUGAGAGAUGUGAGGAAACUAUGUCUGUACAUGACAUAAUGAAGGCUUUUCAGGCAGGCAAAGACCCUUCAAGAGAACUGGCUGGACUGUUUGAACACAAAACUGGCAAUGAAGAGACGUCACAGAGAAUCCUUGAGGACGUCAACUCCAAACCUAAAGUUGAAAGAAUUAUUGAGGUUCACAUUGAAAAGGGAAACAAAACAGAACCAACAGAGGUAAUCAUCAGAGAGACAAAAAAUCACGCAGAAAAGGAAAUGUAUUACUACCCUGGAAACAGACAAGAAGACGAGCCUGAAGAAUCACUUCCGGUGUACACACCAAUGGCACAGGAGGAAGACAGUCGCCCUAGUUCAGCCCAGCUUAUGGCAGAUGACUCUUACAAAACACUAAAGCUACUUAGCCAGCAAUCUGUAGAGUACAAUGAGGAUGAAUCAUCAGAACUUAGGGGAGAAUCUUAUAAUUAUGCAGAAAAAAUGCUACUCUCUGAGAAAUUUGACCAGUCUCAUUCUGACUCUGAGGAAUAUCUGAGAGAUAGGUCUCACUUCCACUCACCAGACAGAAACAGUCACAGUGAAGGUAGACCACUUGGGCAAAGGACAGAGUAUAUCUUCAGGUCUCCAAGAAAUGUCUUUGACAAAUCUGGACGAAUGACUAAUGUGGAAGAUAACUUUGACAAACUGACACUUUUGCAGUAUUCUUCUGAGCCUGGUAGCCCAAAGCAGUCUGUUUGGAUGCGUGUGCCAGAUGACACACAGUGUGAGGACAGAAAACAGAUUAUGUAUGAGGACAGAGUGGACAGGACUGUAAAAGAGGCACAGGAAAAACUCAGUGAGGUAUCUCAGUUUUUUCGUGAUAGAACAGAACAGCUCAAUGAUGAGCUCUCUUCGCCAGAGAAGAAAUCUCGCAGACCUGAUUUCAGAGAAUCGCGAUCAGGGCCAAGCUCUACACACAGCAGUCCAGAGAGGUCAGCUUAUAGAAAUGGGGGUAGUGGUGAAGAGUGGAGCAGAGAACGGCUCAGAGAUAGGUUCGGCACCAGUGACAGGAAAUGUGCCAGCUUACCCAGCAGUCCAGAGAGGAGAGUAUUGCUGCAGUUUAGUGAUUCUGACUCAAGAAAACAAGGAGAUGGCAAAACACAAGGAAUAUCAAGUGAAAGCUCUAAACAGUUCCAAAUAUCCUCUUCAAAAGUGAAUGCAGUGAGGCUAAAGUUUGAACAAGAAGCUCAAAGGCAGGAUAGAACUCCUCAAGGUGUCCAAAAUGCAAAUCCACCUAUCAGGAAACUUCAUGAAAGUAAGCUUCCAGUAUAUCAGGUGUUUGCUGGUUCAAAUAUUCCUAAAACACCAGAAAGCCCAGUAAACCAGAGGAGAUGUUUAGAUAGUGAGACAAAUAAGUGCAGCCCCAAGCAAAUGGCCAGUGGAAAGGUUCAAGAAGAGAGCCAAGGGUAUGGAAGCUAUAAGCCACAAUCGCCCAAACUAUCGCAUUCUUUAAUUCAUGAGUCAAUGAAAGAUGGCAAUAAUAGUGAUUCUCAAAGACAAGAAACGACCAAGAAAAUAAUCUACACAGAAUUUGUUGUUCGAGAAAGUCCAAAUUCCAAUGAUAGUCUAAAAAAAAACUCGGAAUCGCAAAUUCCUCUUAGAAAGCCAUCUAAUUUCUCCGAAAAUCGCAAAUCCACCUCUUCAAAAUUAGAAGACUCUGCUGAACCACACGACAGGACAGGGUGUCAUAUUCCGACUUUAGCUAGAAAUCGGGUACACAGUAGCUCUGAAUCUAAUAAGUCCACUCGAGGAUCAUCAGUAGGGAAAUCCAUUGACUCAUCAGAUGGUAGCCAAUCAAGCAUAGUGUGUAAUGGUGUUGAUGGCAGCCCAAUAGAGUAUUUGGAUCCAGUUACCCCUGCAGUUGUAUCAGAGGGUAUCAAAGAUAUUAAACCCUUACCUGUGUAUGUUAGCAUCCAAGUAGGGAAGCAGUAUGAGAAAGAAACGGCCUUAGGGCAGUUGGGGACAUACAAAAAGAUAGUAAGCCAUGAGAGUAGGACAGUACAUGAGACUCGGGGUGCAUUUUACUCUGUUAAACAAAAACAGUCUCCAUCUCCUCAAGGAAGUCCAGAAGACGACACUUUAGAACAAGUGACUUUCAUGGACAGCUCUGGGAAAAGUCCUGUUACCCCAGAGACCCCCAGCUCAGAGGAUGUAAGCCUGACCUCAAGAGCACCAGACACUUUGAUAGGCCAAAUGACUGGUAUGCCAAGCCCUAUUCCAGAGGAAUCUGAGGAGGAGGAAGGAAAGACCUUCACUUACAAGGAGCCCUCAAAGGAAAAAUCGAAGCCAGCUUCUUCAGACAAUCACAGCAAAAAUCAAGAUGUAGAGAGACAAAAGUCAAAGGAAAAGAGAGUGGCUUAUAUAGAGUUCCCUCCACCUCCUCCUUUAGAGGCAGAGCAGUCUAACCCUGAGAAAAGGGGGAAACGUGUUUCCUCUGAGGCAGACACAGAAAUGAUGGAGGUGAAUCUCCAGGAGGAGCAUGAUAGGCACCUUUUAGCUGAGCCAAUCAUCAGGGUCCAGCCACCAUCUCCCAUUCCCCCUGGUGCUGAUAACAGUGAUUCUAGUGAUGAUGAGUCUGUCUUCCAUCCUGCCCCGGUCAAAAAGUACACUUUCAAAAUGAAAGAGGAGGGAGAUAAGUGCCCAAAACAAAAACGACUAGAGAAAAAUGGAAAUAAUAAGGAGUCUGGGGUUAAUGGUGUAGUAAAGGAAGAAGAUGUUGACUUCGAACAAAAUGGCAAUGACCAGUCAAUCACUGACUGCUCUAUAGCAACCACUGCUGAGUUCUCCCAUGACACUGAUGCAACUGAAAUAGACUCUUUAGAUGGGUAUGACCUUCAGGAUGAGGAUGAUGGACUGAGUGAAGACCCUAAAACAUCGAGCCUGUCUCAUGAUGGUAAAACAACUGACCGUCCAUUUAGUCAGUCUAAGCUUGAAGUGAUAGAGGAAGAGAAAUGUGAAGAAGCAGGGGAUAAAACCAGUGCAUCUUCAACAAAAGGCAGUGGAGAAGAAAAAGAUUAUACGCUUGAAGGAAGACAUCCAGAGAGGCAGGGCUUUGGGGACAACUACUUUGCCUACCAACUUGAAGAGGAGCUGAACUCAACCUUUAAGACUGUUGCCACCAAAGGCUUGGACUUUGACCCCUGGUCCACCAAAGGGGGUGAUAACGAGGGACUUUAUGAGUCUAAAGCAAAAGAGGAUGACCCCAAACCCUUUGGCUUAUCAGUGGAGGACAAGUCACAGGCUACAACACCUGACACAACUCCUGCUCGUACACCGACUGAUGAGAGCACACCGACUAGCGAGCCUAACCCAUUUCCUUUCCACGAAGGAAAGAUGUUUGAGAUGACCCGCAGUGGUGCUAUUGACAUGAGCAAGCGGGACUUUGUUGAAGAGAGGCUUCAGUUUUUCCAGAUUGGUGAGCAUUCCUCUGACCCUAAAACAGGGGAAAAGGGGAGAGGGGGCAAGAGCCUGGGGGUAAUUUCCUCUCAGUCACAAACAGGGGAGAGGUCCACAGUAGAUGGAAAGGUGAAGGUUAUAGAUACUACCACAGACAGCAGCACUACACCAACAACAUCAGCAGCAACAGCAGCAAAAGGCAGCCCUGCACAGCCUGGCAGUGACACUGGCUGUACCGGUACUGAUGGCCCCACCUGUGAAGCCAUAUCUGAGUCCGCCUCCUCUUGCACAAUCACAGCCUCUAAGGUUGAUCCCAAAUUACGUACUCCUAUUAAGAUGGGCAUAGCUGCCUCGAUAACUGUGAAAAAAGACUCGGGGGAUCUCACAGAUUGUAAAGCUGAGAUGUCAGAAGGACAGAUGGUGCCAGAAUACAUCAGUAUUGAGGGUCAGCGUACAGACACUCAGUCUAGCAGACAAACUGAACCCAAGUUAGAGAGAAAAGAUUACCCUUCAGAAAACUGCAACAACAACAAUAACCUUGAGUCCUCCAGUGUUCAGGCCAACUACAUUCAGUGCGGUAGUGUGGUGUUUAACUUGCAGUCCUCCUCUGAGCCCACUCUUCAGAAAGCUAGCAGGAUAGAAACACUCUGCUGUAGGGAUGUAGAAGAAAGUGUGGAUGCACACAAAAACGUGCAGGACCAGAAAAGUGAAGCAGUCAUAGAAAGUGAGGUGAAGCAGCAGCCCAAGUCAAGGCUCCCAGUUAAAGCAGCAGGGUGGUCAUUUCACACACAGGGAAAAGCCAUAGGCAAACAGAAGCCCAAGCAAGUAGUCAAAGUCGAAGUCAGGAAAAGAGGAGAGCCAGCCAUAGCCAAGGUAGAGCCCAGGUCUAGAAUACCAAUCAAGGGUGUUAAAAAGAGCAGCACUGCUGCUGCCGCUAGCUCAGUCGUUUCAGCUCGAGCUACCUCGCAGCCAACAAGAGCACUGAACUCAGAGAGAGCAGCCAUACGUUUGCCCUCAAGGCUACCACUGAAGGACAGGCAUCAGGUCAGCAAUGUCACAAGCGAGGGACCAUGUAGACAGGACAGACAGGAAAACCCCAAUGAAAUUUGUAAGCGCACCAUUGAAUACUUUAAAGACAUUAGCGGGGAGACGCUAAAGUUGGUGGACCGCCUGUCAGACGAGGAGAAAAAGACGCAGACAGAGCAGUCGGAGGAAGACAGCACCUCCCGGAGCACCUCUCUGUCGGACGCCUCCCAGCCUUCCCAGCCCUCCCAGCCCUCCCAGCCCUCCCGCUCAUCCAGGUCUGGUAGAGGUUCGAGGGCUGAGGCCGGGGCCGCGUCCGUAAGGGCAAAGGUGGCGACGACGGACAGGGCCUCCGGCAGUGAGAGGAGCAGGAGGAGUAGGCGGACUGGUGGGAAGGAGGGCAGUCAGGGACUCACAGGGUCUCGAACGCCUCCCAUCGCGGAGAUCAAGCCUAGUCCCCAAAGUCCUUGUGAGAGAACGGACUUGCGUAUGGCUAUUGUUGCAGAUCACCUGGGACUCAGUUGGACAGAGUUGGCUCGGGAGAUGAACUUCACAGUGGAUGAGAUCAACCACGUCAGACUAGAGAACCCCAACUCUCUGACAGCACAGAGCUUCAUGCUACUCAAGAAAUGGGUCAGUCGGGAAGGGAAAGAUGCCACAACGGAUGCCUUAACUACAGUGCUGACCAAAAUCAAUCGGAUGGAUAUUGUGACUUUACUGGAGGGCCCAAUAUUCGACUAUGGUAACAUUUCAGGCACAAGAUGUUUUGCCGAUGAUAACGCUGUUUUCCGGGAUCAGGCUGAUGAUUAUCAGAGCAUUCUAGCUGAGCUGCAGUCUCCCGCUGCACUGCGCUCUGACUCCCACUUCCUGGAACCCGAACUCCCAGUCACUCCAAACCCUUCCCUUUCUCAUCACCAGCCAGAGCCAGAAACCCCUUUGCCGGCCCAUUCCCACUCUCAAGCCUUACCCUGGAGCCCCGAGAUAGAACCCAGUAGGAGAGAGCCAAGCAGUCCCCCCAGGAGCCCCCCCAGACCCUCUGAGCUCUCCCUAACCUUCACAGCCUUUGAGCUACCUGAUCCUCUUCCCUCCAAGGUCAGAAAGCCCCACAUUGCUCUGAACGACCAGCUGCUGCUGAGCGAGGAGGAGGACAGGUCUUGUCAUGAAAUGGAGCUGACCUUCAAGCCCAGGUCACCCUCCUUCCCUACGAUGUGCGAGUUAGAAGUUGACUUGGCCUACUCCACAUCCUCACCUUCACCGGUGUCAUCGUUAUCAUCAAUAACCCCUUCUUCACCUGAUAGGGCACAGAGAUCAGAUGCAGGAGCACAGACGGGUGGCACCAGAUGGAUGCUGGGGGAUGUCGGGUUGAAAGGAAGUGAAAGGGAAGUGACAGAAGAAAUAAAGACGGUUGUUGAGAUGUCUACAGGAGACAUAGUGGGGGGGAACGAAUUAGUCGGAAUGUUGAUAGAGCAGGAUUUGAUUAAAAAUGUAGAAAGAAAAUGUGAGAUGAUAACUCAAGAUAGGUGUAGGCUGGCAGAGGAAAAUAGCACUUUAGUGGAACAGAAGGAGGGAUCUUUGCAGGGAGAGCAGCAUGUGCUUGUUCAAGAUGGGAAUAAGGAGACAGCCUGUGAGGUAGAAGAGGUAGGUCAUUUGCAUAAUCUGAUGGAAUUUGGCCAUAGAGUGGAAAAAGGUUGUUCCUUAGUAGAAGCGGUGACCAUUGAAGAGGAUACUGAUGAAAAACCACAGGUGAAAAGGGCGAAUGGGGACAGUAAGGAAGGAAGUUACGAGAACAGAGACGGAGAAGUGCAGUGUACGGAUCGAGGAGGGUUGUGUGGGAGUGAAAUUGAUAUUUGCGGGACAUCAGAAGGGGACCAAGCAGCCGAGGACCAGGCUGUAGAUCGCCUCUCCCCUCAACCCUGGGUUGAGGUGCUUGGAGAAUCUACUUCUACUGAAUCUGCAUCAAACGAGCAAGAGGAGGAGGGACACGGAGACGGACAAAUCACAGAGGGAGCUUUAGGAGCUCUGACGGAGGAGGCGAAGAGUGAAGAAGGCACAGAGGAAAAAGAGGAGGACGAAGAGUUGAUGGAGGCCACAGUUGAGGAGAAAAAUGAUCAGGUUGAACAGGCAGAGAAAAAAGACGUGUGUUCGCUUACAGGUUGGCACAGUGAUACGUCCAGCGUCAACGUGGAACCACCAACGCAGGGUCGCAGUGUCAGCUCAGACCGGCUGGACAGACGGGAAAGCCAAGAGAACUCCAGUGACUCCAUCACUUCCUCGUCUAGAGGUGAAUCAGGGAGAUCCCGGCAGAACGGCAGCAGCUCAAAGCACUCACCUCAGGGCGGCUCCUCUGAGUCAUCGAACGGCAGAAAGGAAGACGGAGCACUGGUGUCGGAGAAAAAAGUCAAGCAGGGGGUUAAUGUAGAUUCCGGUUCAGAGGAAGAACAGACCGUAACCACCAGAAUCUUCAGACGCCGUCUCAUUUUAAAGGGAGAAGAAGCAAAGAGCUUCCCCGGCGAGUCUGUUACGGAGGAACAUUAUAUGGACGAAGAUGGUAACCUCAUCAGUAGAAAAGUGAUUAGGAAGAUUAUUCGGAGGGUUUCUACUUCCACACCGGAAAGCCAAGGAGGUGACAGUUGGCACCAAGACCUCUGGUGCAGUCCCAUUCUGCAGGACGAUGUGUCCGAGCCAGGAGAUGUUCCAAGGAAUAGCAGGCGGAAGGAUGACAGAAGGUCAGGGGAUAAGAAGCUUCACUCAUAGGGAUGGUUGUGCUUUAUCAGGUGACGUAUUUUGUGCCUCACAGGAACCGGGUGAGAUGUUUCCUGGGAAUAAUUGAUCAGAGGGCUGAAGAGUUGCCGUGUGAGGACUUCUGACCAGGGUCCAGCCUGCAACUGUCUGCUCCAAACUAACGGUUUUUCACACGAGAGGAGUCGACCCUUGUGGCUUAACGCAUGAGCAUGAAAAACUCACUCACCCUGUCAAUCAAAAGACCCAGGAGGUUCUCACUGUCCGACUGAGGUGGACCUAUGGACCCACGAUUCUGCUUCCUGUUUUUUGUGUGAGACGAUAACACACCAUCGGUGCACAGGUGAAGUGAGGGCUCUGCGAGGAGCGAGGACUCCGGCUCUGGCAACCGCGAGGUGCAACUGUGACCAAAGAUGGCACAAGACGAGCUCAGUCCAGGACACAGUAACACACAGAAAGAAAAAUCUAACUGAACAAUUCUGAUUCAACUUCAACAACACUCGCCUUAUAGUUUUUUCUUGAACCCAUUGUUGUCAGGAUGUAAAUUGUUUUGGGAUUUUUUUCUCCUCCUUUUUAAAACUUAAACUAACACAAGAGCUUUUUCUCCCUGUAUAUAAUAUUACAAUGUGUAAAAUUCUUAAACAAAGGGUUUGUUUCCGGUCGAGGACACUGUGGGGAGAGAGAGACCUUCUCAAGUGCUUUCACAAUUUACCGAAAACAGUUCCACUUUUAAAGAUUUGAGUGUAACUUCACAGGUUCUUGUAUAAUUAAUUAUUAGAGCAGGUAUAAUGUUUGUACAUGAAAAAAAAGAAGAAGAAGAAGCUGGUUUGAUUUUAACAGAGGGACUUUCCAGAAAUUAAAAAUUUCAGUACUUCUCAAAAGUGGGAAUGGAUCUAAUCCUGCAAAAAAAGAAAACAACGCAGCCUUUCAGAGUUACUCCUAUUUUCAUGCAUGCUGUUCACAUUAUUUUAAGUACAAUUUUUACAAGUUUGCAAACACUGUAUUCAAAUGACGAAAUGAAACCCUUUAUCUGUGUGCACAUAUAUCCAAAACAUUUGUCACCGAUUUUAUAUUUUAAAUUUAAAAACGACACCAUUAAAGCAUUUAUCAUGUCGGGGGAGGGGGUGAGGACAAGAAAAAAAAAAAGUUCCAUAGCUUCUUGAGGGUGUGAUGUCUUGUCUAUGUAAAACCAGGGAGCAGCUUCUGCUACAAGAACGAAAUAAUCUGAAUGUAGAUGCUGGAAGGCUGGCUCGCUGUAAAACUAUAAUUGUAUUGUGCGUAUUGGCUAUAAGGUGUAGGAGUCUCUGUACACUGUUAGACUGUUUGUAAUCAUUUUAGCAGUGUGUCAAUUUGGUUCUUUUCUAAUGGCUGCUGUGGUGUUAAAAGGAAAACUGGGGGCAUUUCUUUUACAUUUUUUUUUUUACUUUGGUGAAGUAUUUCCUUAAUUUAUACUUACACUACAGACACAUAAAGACAUGGUUUGACUGUAGCUCUAAAUAGCAUAUUGUACGACAAAUACACUGGAUGGUCGAAAGCAAUUAUUUAAGCAUUAAAUAAAUUGUGUUUAACUCUGAA
Solea senegalensis (Senegalese sole) is the source of this 15939-nucleotide messenger RNA. RefSeq names its product ankyrin-3-like. The transcript is spliced from 50 exons. The record is from RefSeq and is a predicted model, not a curated record. The coding region runs from base 322 to 14379 and encodes 4685 amino acids. Gene Ontology annotation, biological process: regulation of cardiac muscle contraction; signal transduction; protein localization to T-tubule. Gene Ontology annotation, molecular function: protein binding. Gene Ontology annotation, cellular component: T-tubule. NCBI's taxonomy places the organism in Eukaryota, Metazoa, Chordata, Actinopteri, Pleuronectiformes, Soleidae.